This is a messenger RNA of Bacillus rossius redtenbacheri, 1671 nucleotides long. It is a transcript of the gene mms4, whose product is annotated as crossover junction endonuclease EME1. Gene Ontology annotation, biological process: double-strand break repair; resolution of meiotic recombination intermediates; replication fork processing. The transcript has 9 exons. Gene Ontology annotation, molecular function: crossover junction DNA endonuclease activity; DNA binding. Gene Ontology annotation, cellular component: Holliday junction resolvase complex; nucleus. The record is from RefSeq and is a predicted model, not a curated record. Bases 56 to 1378 code for a protein of 440 amino acids. Lineage: Eukaryota; Metazoa; Arthropoda; Insecta; Phasmatodea; Bacillidae.
AUUGACAGUGCUGUUUCUUCACUGUUCAAAAAUUGUUAUUGCACCAAGGAGUGCGAUGGAGGGGGGCGUGAUAGAGCUGUCGAGCGAUUCGAGUGCCCCUGCCUCCCCGAGUGCCCCCGCGGCCGAGGGACUGCCGAGCGUGGCAGAGGUGGAGCAAGGCCUGGGACUGGGGCAGCCCCCGAGGCACGCCCACACCGUGUCGGACAGCGACGAGUCCGUGGUUGCCGUCGAAUACGAAGAGCGGACAGUGUGUGGUGACAAGGAUCGACAAGGUGUGAGCUCGACCGCUAAGAAGAGGCCAAGGUUCCAGUGUUCCAACAUGGCGGCCAGGAGGCAGUUGCGAGAGGAGGACAAGCGUGAGCGGCAGAGGCAGCGCGAGCGCAGGCGUGCGGAGCAGCAGCUGGCCAGGGCCGUGAAGGCUGCUGCAGCUGAGCAGCUGCGCGCCACCAAGCCUGGAGAGUGUGUCAAGUACGUGGAGGUGCAGCUGGACAGCAGCCUGCUGACGGACCCGUACGGCGGGCAGCUGCUGCUGGCGCUGCAGGGGGCCGACUACCGCUUCAGCGUGCAGCCCGCGGCGGUCCCUCGCAGUGUCUCCUGGACCAGGCUCGUGCCCGGGGACUCGGCCCGGCUGGAGGCCGAGGUGCUGGUGGUGCGGCCGUGGCCCGAGCUGGAGCAGCUGGUGGCCUCGGGCCAGCUCUGCGCCCACGCUCGGUCCCUGCGGGCCGACCUGCCGGGCAGGAGCGUCACCCUCGUCGUGUACGGCUCGGACCAGUACUUCCGGCUCCAGAAGACCCGCAGGAACCAGCAGCUGCGGGGGCGCGUGCGGGGGUCGGAGCAGGGGGCCGGCGCCCUGGAGGGGCCGGGCGUCUCGCGGGAGCGCCUGGAGGAGGCGCUGGCGGAGGUGCAGCUGGCGACAGGCUGCUGCCACCGGCUGGUGGAGUCCCCGGCCGCGCUCGGCGCCCUCGUGGCCCAGUUCUCCAAGGCCGUCGCCGAGCGGCCCUACAAGCUGGAGCGGCAGCGCAAGGAGCAGCAGCAGUGCGACUGGUUCGCGCUGGCCGACUCCAAGGACUGCGUGCGGGUGGACGGAGAAGGCAACGGCCUACUGCGCCUGUGGAAGCAGCAGCUGUGCCAGUUCAACCUGGCCACGCUGGAGACCGCGGAGGCCGUCGCGUCCAAGUACCAGAGCCCGCGGGCGUUGCUGCAGGCGUACGGCCGGUGUGAAUCGCAGCGGAGUGCGGAGUUGUUAUUGCAAGAUCUCCCCAUCAGGCGCGCCCUGGGGCCGCUGACCUCGACGCGUCGGGUCGGGCCUGAGCUGAGCAGGAAGGUCCACAGGUUCUUCACUGCGGGCGACGCAGACUCGCUGCUGGCACCAGAGUAGUGGCGGGCCAGCACCAGUGCUUGUCUGUUGCUACAACUACCUAUUUCUAAAUACAGUCGUUGGUUUUCAGGUUAACUAUACAUGAUUCAUGGAGUGACUUGUUCUCGACUGCCAUAGGUUGCAGAAAUUUUGAGAAUAGUUCUUUCGGCAGUUCACAAAGAAACUUCUUUAAGAUGUGUGUGUGAGGAGAUUUACUCUGUCAAGACAUGGAGUCAAGUGUAGCAAAAACAAACAAAAUGUUUUGUUCAACUGUGAAAUUGAGAACAUAAACCAAUAUUUCUUGCCAUGAAAAA